This is a messenger RNA of Brachypodium distachyon (stiff brome), 976 nucleotides long. RefSeq lists its product as uncharacterized. The record is from RefSeq and is a predicted model, not a curated record. The transcript is spliced from 2 exons. NCBI's taxonomy places the organism in Eukaryota, Viridiplantae, Streptophyta, Magnoliopsida, Poales, Poaceae. Bases 218 to 757 code for a protein of 179 amino acids.
CGAAUCCUAGUAGCCUUCUAGAGUUCUAGACCUCGGGCGCGUGUUUUGUCAGUUCUUGACCCGAAGACAUUAAACAGAGAGGCAUUAAAGGCAGUGAGUGAGCAACCGGGCGAGCAAAGCACACAUCGUCGUCCUCUACUUAUAUAAGCAACGGCAGCAGCAGCGCAUCAUAUAUCGUUGUCUCGAGAAAGCGUCAAAAUUAAUAAAUUAAGCACACAUGAUGGAGCCGCAGUCGGCGCGGGCGCGGCGGAUCGCCAGGAGCAGGGAGGAGAUGAUGGGUCUCCUUGCUGAUUUCUCUGCCGGGGGCGGGGAAGAAGAAGACUCGGACCGCGAGCUCUCCUUCUCCGACCUCGUCGAGGCCAUCGGGCAGCCGAGCGCCGCCGCGGACCACGUCUCGAAGGAGGAAAAGGAGGAGGAGGACGUCGUGGCGUCGGCGAAGCGGCAGGCGGCGGCGGCGGCCAUGGCGGGGAAAGAGGUCAGGAGGCUGCGGAGACGGCGGAGCAACGGCAGGGGGAGCGGCGGCGGGGACGGCGUGCUGCUCAACUUCUACGUGCCCGGGCUGCUCUCGAGGAGCAUGACGGCGCCGCGCUCCGGCCGGGGCGCGCUGCCGACGGCGGCAGCGGCUUCUUCAGGGGCCGGGCAUGGCGUGCCGGCGAGGGCUGCCGCCGGCAAAUCAAGGAUGCAAGCGCCUCUGGCCAUCGGCUGCUGGCCGGCGUUGUGGGGCAGGGGCCGCGACCACCGUAACAAGCCAGUAUGAGUCGCCGUUUGUUCAUGUACAUACAGAGCCAGACAGAGGUGUGCUUCAUUGCAUACCUUCCUGUGUAGAAUAGCUGAUUUGAGAGCCUUUUUCUCUCCAACCACCUGUAAAUUAUCGCUCUCCCUUUCUUUGUUUAGUGUUUGUGUUGGUGGUGCUGAUCAUGACACUGAUCUUUCUUGCAACCGUGACAUAUCAACCGUCGUAGGCUUUACUCUGUCA